Messenger RNA from Limulus polyphemus (Atlantic horseshoe crab), 1789 nucleotides. Its product is annotated as eIF-2-alpha kinase activator GCN1-like. The record is from RefSeq and is a predicted model, not a curated record. Gene Ontology annotation, molecular function: protein kinase regulator activity. Gene Ontology annotation, biological process: regulation of translation; cellular response to amino acid starvation. The transcript has 10 exons. The annotation marks the transcript as partial. Gene Ontology annotation, cellular component: cytosol. NCBI's taxonomy places the organism in Eukaryota, Metazoa, Arthropoda, Merostomata, Xiphosura, Limulidae.
AAAUAUCACAAACCUACAUUACUCUUCGAGUCCUGAACCCAGCAUGUCAGCUUGACCCGGCUUGGCUAGAAGAAGACCUUACAAGUGCAGUAAACCGUGUGAUCGCAUAUCUACACAAUGUGGCUUGUGGACCCAGUGAUGAGCACACGGCUUUUAAACGCGUGCAUCACAAACUUGAAGCUCCAGCUUUUACAUAUCGUUUCCCAUUGCUGAGAAAAACUCUCUUGGACCAACAUACUAACCCUGAAGUAAAAAUACAGGUGCUUGAGAUUAUUUCAGAGCAUGCUCAGUUGAGGGUUGGAAAUGAUGAUGAUGGAGAUGAUCUAAAUAGUCCCGUCUAUCUUCCACGAAGAGAAAUGUUAGAUGUGUUGAUUCAAGUCAUUGGGCAGACUUCUGGGAAAGUACAGCAACUUUCAACUAAGACGUUGAUUGACGUGGCUGCAGCAGCAAGUGGUUUGGAAGGAUGUGCCAGAGCUUCCUUUGAUGAGGUUCAGUCCUUGCUGCUAGGGUUAACCUCUGCAGAGCCUGCAGUCAGGGAAGCUGCUCUAAGUGGGCUGUUAGUGCUAGUUAUGGUGUUGCCCUCAACCAGCACAAGCUAUGAACUUGGCCUGGAGGUGACACGCCGAGUGUGGAUCACAAAGUUUGACUCUGACGAUGGUGUUAAGGAACUGGCAGAAAAACUCUGGGAUGAAGCUAAACUAAAUGUGGAUCCUAUGCUCUGCUCAAAGUUAUUGAAUGAUGUUUCCCAUCCAGAGAGUGUAGUUAGGGAAGCUGCUGCUGCAGGAUUGGCUCAGCUUUUACGAGAAUAUCCUGAGCAACUAGACGUCACAGUUCAGGAACUGUUGGACCUAUACCAAGAAAACUUAUCUGUUCCUCCACCAGUCCUGGACAAUUUUGGUCGAUUAAUUUCGGAAGCUCUUCCAGACACGUGGGAGCCUCGAAGUGGUAUUGCCAUGACGUUGUGUUGUUUGGCUCCUCAGCUGGAGAAGGAAAUGGUGUCUCAGUUAAUGACGUUUUUUGUGGGGAAUGGAUUAGGUGACCGCCAUGAGUUAGUUCGCAAAAAUAUGUUGGAUGCUGCUGUAGCUAUCGUAGACAGUCACGGAAAGGACAUGGUCACUACCUUGCUACCAGUGUUUGAAGAAUUUCUUGAUCAAGCGCCUGACUCUUCAAGCUACGAUGCAGUUCGACAAAGUGUUGUCAUCCUCAUGGGAACCUUGGCUCGUCACUUAGACAAAUUUGAUCCAAAAGUGAAGCCCAUUGUAGCCAAAUUGAUAGAGACUCUUUCUACCCCAUCACAGCAGGUUCAAAAAGCAGUUGCCGAUUGUUUACCACCACUGGUUCCGGCCAUUAAAGAAGACGCUCCACAGUUAGUCCAUAAGCUGGUACAGCUGCUAUUAGAGUCUGAGAACUAUGGAGAAAGGAAGGGUGCUGCUUACGGUCUUGCUGGUCUGGUUAAAGGACUCGGUAUUCUGUCACUAAAACAGCUGGACAUAAUGACCACACUGACCAAUGCUAUACAAGACAAGAAGAACUAUAGGCAUAGAGAAGGUGCAUUAUUUGCCUUCGAGAUGCUGUGUAACAUGCUUGGUCGACUCUUUGAACCUUACAUAGUUCAUGUUCUUCCCCACUUGUUGCUUUGUUUUGGAGAUGGAAAUCAGUAUGUUAGAGAGGCAACAGAUGAAACAGCAAAAGCUGUUAUGAGUAAGCUGAGUGCCCAUGGAGUGAAGUUGGUUCUCCCGUCGCUGUUGGCUGCCUUAGCUGAAGAUUCCUGGAGAACAAAAGCUGGUAG